AUGAUGUCUCAGCCCGAAGCGCCGACUGUCAGUACAAGUUUUUAUAAACUGCCACCAAUAAUUACAACAGAGAGAGAUCGGGAGUUUCUCAAGGAUGUCAACACAUUCAUAGAAACGGAGUUGAACGAAGUCAACGACAAAGAGCCCGAACAAAGAUUUCUAGUUUAUAAAGCUGCCUUUAACAAGGUAAUAGACUACACAACAAUCUACAAGCCCGUGCUUGCUGGCAUUCAAAAACAAUAUGAGGACACUAUCGAAGCAAUUAAAAAAGAACAACAGGAAAGUAUCUUCUUGCAGGGAAAACUGCGUGCAAUGGCAUCAGAACCCACAACUCUCCUAAAUUACAAAAAGCAAGCUGAUGAACUUGAAGAAAGAGUUGCCAAGAUAAACAAAGACAAUGAAAGGCUUCAGAAAGAACUUGCUGAUAUUCAGGCCAGCAGAGAAGAAAGAGAGAAAAGGCCACAGACAGUAGAAGUUCCAACACAGCAGUUUAAAAAGGAUACCAGACCGAUCCCAGGUUUACCACUCGACCAAACCACAGAUAUGAAAGUUCUGCGGAAGAAAUAUGAGAGCCUGGACAGACAGCUGAAAGAAAUCAACAACAGCCUGAAAACCAGGUUUCUGCCCAAGAGCCACAAAAGCAAUCUGAAGGAGUCAUUAGAGGACAAAGUUCUUUAUAGAGACCAGCUACUGCUGCAGAAUCAGAUGUACAAAGCUAGAGGGCAGAAACUAAAACUAGCCCUGGAGGCAGCAAAUGCCUACAACCAGGUGAAGCCACCACAUCAGACUGUUGGUGAUGCUGUGACAUCAGCCUUUCAGCAAACCACCUGGAUACUGAAGGAUGACAAAGAAAAAGUCGAAGGAGAACAAGCUGAAGCAACAACUCUGGAAGAAGAUGAUCCAGAGAUGCAACAAGAAGCCGAGAUGAUGCUGGAAUACAUUGAGAAGUUCAAUGAACUCUUUGAAGACGGGCUGUUUGAAGAAGCUGCAGUUCACGCUGCCAACAGCCCGAAAGGAAUAUUGAGAACACAGGCUACAUUGGCGAAGUUCAGAGACGUGAAGAUACACAGCCAGGGUAGAUCACCCCUCUUUGCCUUCUGUGAUGUUCUAAUGUCAUCAGUCAAGGCCGCAGGAAGCAAGCCUAAAGAAGCAUUGUCAAGAGAUUGUGUGGAAGCUGCUCUGAAGGAGAACUGCCCAGAUCUGCUAUUUCACUGGCUUGCUCAAGAUAGAUUAACAGUAUCAUUCCAACUUGGCAAGAUGAUUUCAGACCAUUGUUCUUGCUCCAUUCCUUGUUCCUGUGGUUGCCAGGCUAUGGCAGAAAUUAUCUUAGCCAUGUUAAAACAAGGCAAAGUUCACAGUGCCCUGCACUAUGCCAGGUUGUACAACUGUAUCACGAAUGAAGUUAUCCAAGAUAUUCUUGGUCUUAAUGUAUGCCAGGAAUUUGUAAAUGGAUUAAUGGAAGUUGAUCUCAGUGGAAAAAAGCCAUAUUUAAACCUGAGGCUGGGUGUCAUCCUUGAAUGUUUAGCUGCUCACAAGAAGCAUGACCUUGCUGCUGACCUUGUCCUGGCAAUGCUGAAACCGGCCACAGAAAAUACUGGUAGACAGAAAAUCUUCCAUUUUGUCCCUGGGAAAGCCGUAACACUGGAUAAAGAAACCACAAAAGAGCAGUGGAUGAAGAUCAUACAAAACCUGGACACCUGUGGUCAACAAGAAGUGAGCCUGCAGUUGUUGGCAAUAACUACAGUUCUUAAUGUCAUCAACAAAGCCAUCACCCUUGUACAGGACGACAAGAAAGGAAUAUCAUUCUCGAUGACUCCAGAUGUUUCUCUGUCUCAGACAAGUCCUAAACCUUCCAUCCUCAAAAAACGAGCAGAUAUUGGAUCAGCCAAAGUAUCAGCUUCCUCAAAGACGUCUGCCAGAAACUCCCUGUCCACCUCCACAGAAAAAAAGAAUAUUUAA
This is a messenger RNA of Candidula unifasciata, 1959 nucleotides long. Lineage: Eukaryota; Metazoa; Mollusca; Gastropoda; Stylommatophora; Geomitridae. The record is from the annotation of a GenBank genome assembly.